UGCGUCGUAGUAAAGGCGGAAGUUCAACAUGCGCAUGCGCAUUACUAACUCCUGUCAGUUUGAAGUCAAGCGAGGGAAACAAUCCGAAGUACAAACUUAGGUCAUUGCCAGCACCAUGCCUGUCUGCGUGAUGGGUGCGGGGCCAAGUGGACCUGCCCACCUGACCACAAUAUCCAUCUCACAGGUCAGCAGCGGCAGCAACCAUACCAACCUGUCGGUCAAGGGCAGAGUGGUCCACAAAGGUCCUCUGGUGCCGUCAGACAGCCACAAGUUCCUCCUGAAGGCCAUCAUCCGAGAAGACGACGCCGAUUCAAACUUGACGCCUCAGGACGUGUCCAUAAACGUGGUCCUGUUUGGGACUCUGGCCAAGGACUUCUCACAGACUGUCAGUCAAGGGGACGUGGUGGCAGCUUCCGGUUUCACUGUGGGCAAGUCUCCCACGGCCUCCACGGACAGGCUUCACCCGUGCAACCUGCUGCUGUCAGGAGAGCACGCCUUCAUUCACGUGUAUCAAGCACCGCCCACUGACCGCGCAUCCCAGGGAGCCGAUAAGAGGAAGGGACCCUCGCUCCCUGCUAAGGUGUCCAAGGUUCCAAAGUACACGUACACCAAGCUGGACGACCUGAAGCCCGGCGAGGUGGUCAACGUGUACGGCGUGGUGGUCUUCUUCAAGCCGCCAUUCAAGAGCCGCGGCUCAGACUUCUGCUCCAGCCUGAAGAUCACGGAUCAGUCCCAACGUAAGAUCGGCUGCACCAUCUUCUGUGACAAACCGGAGUCCCAUCCCCAGAUCUUCCAGAUCGGCGACAUCAUCCGCAUGCAUCGGGUCAAGCCCCAUGUCUACUACGACACCCUCACGCUGCUCAACACCUUCGGUUUUUCCGCCCUGGCGUUUGACGGGGCGGUCGGCGCCGCCAUGGAGCCCCGGACCGCCAGCAGGUCCUUCCACUUCACGGCGGACGAUCGCCGCGUUGUGCGGGAGCUGCGAUCGUGGGCCGCCGGCGAGGCCUCUCUGCCGUCUUCGGACACCACCAUCACGCUGUCUGCUGUCCAGCCCAAAAUGUACUUUGACUUCACCUGCCAGCUGCUCUCCAAAGCCACCGUCGACACCACGUGCAUGCUGCUGAGGGUAUGGGACGGCACCAGGUGUUCUCACUCUCUGCUGAAGGUGAAGGCAGAUCCCGACAUUGUGGAGGGGCCCGCCUCCUUCUCCAAGGAGCAGGAGAAACUCAUCGCCAGUGUGCUGGUCUUCGACAACCACGCGCAAUUCGCCAAGCAGAUCAAGCCAGGAGACUUCCUGAGGAUCUACAACCUGCGAGCCAUCCCGGGGUCGGUGCAGGUGCCCGGCCUGAGCAGCAGCCAACCAGAGGAGGUCAACCACCUGUCCUUCCACCUGCACGGCGGCACGGCGUACGGCAAGGGGAUCCGCGUCCUCCCCGACGACUGCCCUGACGUGCGGCAGCUGAAGAGGGCGACGGAGGCGUUCCAGGACGAGGUCGACCAACACACGCUGAGCGACUCGCUGCUGUGGGACGUGUGGGACUCUCCCAGACCAGGUGGAGUAUGUGGCGCUUCACCGCAGUGUCUCACAGGGAGGACGUGCGACCACAUUCUCAGGCCGCUGACGUUGCGCGAGCUGAAGCGCGCCGUCCCGGGCGGGGUCCACCACGUCAGAGUCCAGCUCAGGUCCUACGAGCCCCGCGGACUCCACCAGGCUCUCAAACUCUACUGCAGCAAGUGCUCAACCAUGCAGGACGUCCCAGACGACCAGCACUUGGCAGGCCUCUUCGAGGCGUCGGCCAACUGCGGACCCUACACUCCCCCGCCGUGGACUUUGUCUGGCGAGGUCCACGUUCCCGGAGAACUGCUGCGAGGACCGCCUGAUCGCAUUGUGAACGUCCACAUGUCGGCCCAGCUGGUGUCCAAGGGCAAGACCAAAGAGCUCAUGUUCCUCACAGGUUGCAGCCUGAAGGAGGCGUGUGACCUAGCAGCCGACUACCACAACGUAGUCCCGCUGACGUCAUCAGGAGGUGUGUUGGCGCUGCUCCACCCGACGGCACCUUUCCUCUUCAGGGGCAGGAAGAGAUUCUACAGGUGCCAGCGAUGCUCCCAGUCCUCCGUGAGAGAACCACCCGCUGAUGGACUUCUGGACCAGAAGACUCUUGCAGAAGUGUUCAACGUCCAGCUGCUGGACUUUGUCCUGCUGAUGAAGUUCCAGCUGCAGGACCCCACCGACACCCUGGACGUCUUCUUGUGGACACAUGCUGAGUCCUUCUUCAAAGUGUCAGCAGAAGACGCCGCAGUCAAUCAGGAGGCCCAGGACAGCAUUCGUCAAACUGUGGAGCGUCUGUGUCCACCAGGGGACAUCACAGGCAUGUAUCACACACCUAUCAAUACACUUGAACACCUGUCACACACCUGGACACAUAUCACACACCUGAACACAUGUCACACACCUGGACACAUGUCACACACCUGGACACAUAUCACACACCUGAACACAUAUCACACACCUGAACACAUAUCACACACCUGAACACAUAUCACACACCUGGACACAUGUCACACAC
Messenger RNA from Nerophis lumbriciformis (worm pipefish), 2567 nucleotides. RefSeq names its product protection of telomeres 1 homolog (gene pot1). Gene Ontology annotation, cellular component: nuclear telomere cap complex; chromosome, telomeric region. The record is from RefSeq and is a predicted model, not a curated record. NCBI's taxonomy places the organism in Eukaryota, Metazoa, Chordata, Actinopteri, Syngnathiformes, Syngnathidae. Gene Ontology annotation, biological process: regulation of telomere maintenance via telomerase; telomere capping. Gene Ontology annotation, molecular function: G-rich strand telomeric DNA binding; telomerase inhibitor activity.